AUGGCGGAGGCAGCUCACGAUGCGAAUGGCGCUGGGGAGGCUUUAUCUCAGGAUGCUGCAACAGCAGCAGCAGCAGCAGCAGCAGUUGCAGCAGCAGCAGCAGCAGGUGCAGCAGCAGCUUCUGGGGGCUCAAGUGGCACCGUCAGCAGCAGCAGCAGCGGCAGCAGCAGCAGCAGCACCACCACCGGGGCCUCAGCUACAACCAACGGUGAGAGCAGCAAGCCCGCAGUGCCGCCUGUUGAGAUUAAGCUGUUCAUAGGUCGUGUCCCCCAGUCAAUUGAAGAAGAGCAGCUAAAACCUGUCUUUCAAGAGUUCGGAGAGGUUAGAGAGGUUAUCAUCAUACGCGACAAGGCGACAGCAAAACAUAAGAACAGUGCAUUCGUUAAGAUGGCUUCAAUAAGCGCUGCUGACAGCGCUAUAAAGGCGCUGCACAACACUCGCGUCUUAGAGUCUGCGAUGGGUCCGAUGACAGUUAAAUACGCGACUGGUGAAGCGGAGAGGCUCGGCCUCAACCCGCAGGCUUGCGAGCCGGGAGUACCUCAAGCGAAAUUAUUUGUCGGGAGUCUGCCCAGGAGUUUGAAAGAAGAAGAACUGAAGGCUUUCUUUCUUAACUAUGGCACU
Messenger RNA from Eimeria acervulina, 621 nucleotides. Its product is annotated as RNA recognition motif domain-containing protein, putative. The annotation marks the transcript as partial. Gene Ontology annotation, molecular function: RNA binding. The transcript is spliced from 3 exons. NCBI's taxonomy places the organism in Eukaryota, Apicomplexa, Conoidasida, Eucoccidiorida, Eimeriidae. The record is from RefSeq and is a predicted model, not a curated record.